GAGACAGGUGCCCAGCAGUCCAGGAAGCCAGCUGAAGCCCGCCCCAGCUCUAGGCCUCAUUGUUCCUGUGAGAACAUCAGCAUGUCUGAGCCACCCCGGGCUGAGACCUUUGUAUUCCUGGACCUAGAAGCCACUGGGCUCCCAAACAUGGAUCCUGAGAUUGCAGAGAUAUCCCUUUUUGCUGUUCACCGCUCUUCCCUGGAGAACCCAGAACGGGAUGAUUCUGGUUCCUUGGUGCUGCCCCGUGUUCUGGACAAGCUCACACUGUGCAUGUGCCCGGAGCGCCCCUUUACUGCCAAGGCCAGUGAGAUUACUGGUUUGAGCAGCGAAAGCCUGAUGCACUGCGGGAAGGCUGGUUUCAAUGGCGCUGUGGUAAGGACACUGCAGGGCUUCCUAAGCCGCCAGGAGGGCCCCAUCUGCCUUGUGGCCCACAAUGGCUUCGAUUAUGACUUCCCACUGCUGUGCACGGAGCUACAACGUCUGGGUGCCCAUCUGCCCCAAGACACUGUCUGCCUGGACACACUGCCUGCAUUGCGGGGCCUGGACCGUGCUCACAGCCACGGCACCAGGGCUCAAGGCCGCAAAAGCUACAGCCUGGCCAGUCUCUUCCACCGCUACUUCCAGGCUGAACCCAGUGCUGCCCAUUCAGCAGAAGGUGAUGUGCACACCCUGCUUCUGAUCUUCCUGCAUCGUGCUCCUGAGCUGCUCGCCUGGGCAGAUGAGCAGGCCCGCAGCUGGGCUCAUAUUGAGCCCAUGUACGUGCCACCUGAUGGUCCAAGCCUCGAAGCCUGAAUGCCAGUGCCAUCCAUUCAUCCAGGCUCUGAGCUACAUCUUUGCUCUCUGUAGCACCUUUGUGGCCUUCCUCAGCCCUGACCUACCUGGCCAUAGGAUCCUACAGCCUUCUCUGUACUCCACUAUCAGUUGGGCACCUUCUGGCCAGCCUGUGAGUUGCUCUUUCAGGGCUUCCAUCUUUCAUCCCAUUUCUCAAUAAAUAUCACCAACUAUUUACCAGCUGA
Messenger RNA from Mus musculus (house mouse), 1016 nucleotides. It is a transcript of the gene Trex2, whose product is annotated as three prime repair exonuclease 2. The record is from RefSeq and is marked validated. Gene Ontology annotation, biological process: DNA repair; DNA metabolic process. The coding region runs from base 82 to 792 and encodes 236 amino acids. Gene Ontology annotation, cellular component: nucleus. Gene Ontology annotation, molecular function: 3'-5' exonuclease activity; double-stranded DNA 3'-5' DNA exonuclease activity; DNA binding. NCBI's taxonomy places the organism in Eukaryota, Metazoa, Chordata, Mammalia, Rodentia, Muridae. The transcript is spliced from 2 exons.